This is a messenger RNA of Sander lucioperca (pikeperch), 2064 nucleotides long. RefSeq names its product intestinal mucin-like protein. Gene Ontology annotation, cellular component: extracellular matrix. Bases 235 to 1860 code for a protein of 541 amino acids. Gene Ontology annotation, molecular function: protein binding. The transcript is spliced from 15 exons. The record is from RefSeq and is a predicted model, not a curated record. NCBI's taxonomy places the organism in Eukaryota, Metazoa, Chordata, Actinopteri, Perciformes, Percidae.
AUGUUUUUUUUAUUUUAGACCACUGUGAAUGGAAAGCAUGUGAGUCAUGCAUACCAGAAUGGAGACUUCCGUAUAACCUCCACCGGUAUAGAGACAGUGCUUGUCAUCCCUGAAAUCCAUGCCAAGAUCACCUUCUCAGGGCUCAUAUUCAGUAUCUACCUGCCCUAUAGUAAAUUUGCUGGCAACACCGAGGGACAGUGUGGCACAUGUGACAACAACCGGACAGAUGACUGCAUGUUGCCAAGUGGCAAAAUUGAUCCUUCAUGUCCUAAUAUGGCACACGAGUGGCAUACUAACGACAGUUACUGUGAACAAAUUUACCACCCACCUACAACUACGCCUAUGUCUACGACUAGCCCCUGCGAUACAACCAUAUGUGAGAUCAUUAAGGGCAGUGUGUUUGAAGCUUGCCACAAAGUUAUUGACUACACUCCAUUUGUUUUGGCGUGUGAGUUUGACAUUUGCCACAUGCACAUAAAUCACGUUGGCUGCACCAGCUUACAAACCUAUGCUGAUUUCUGUGCUGAGUCUGGACUGUGUAUUGACUGGAGAAGUGCCACCGACGGACUCUGUGAAUAUAAAUGUCCAAGUCCCAAAGUCUAUCGGGGGUGUGGCUCUCAGGUGGAGCCUACCUGUGAUUCCUGGUACAACCAGAAAUUCAUCUAUACUGUCAAUGAGUUCAGUGCCAUGACAAAUGUGAAGCAGGAGAGUUGCUUCUGCCCAGAUGGCUUCUUCCUCCUCUCUUCCAGCUCUAAUGAAUGUGUGCCCACCUGUGAAAUUUGUCGGCUGUCAAAUGGAAGUUGGACACAGGCCAAUUCAACGUGGAGAGAAAACUGUAAUGAGUGUAUAUGUGAGGAGGACACACUGCAGGUCAGCUGCCAUCCCGUGUCCUGUCCAACACAGCCGCCCCUCAGCUGUGACAAAGAGGGUCAGGUCAAGGUCACUGAAACAGCUGGCUGCUGUCAAAAGGAGAAGUGUGAAUGUGAUGGGACGCAGUGCUCUGGUCUUGUGCCGUCCUGUCCUCUUGGUUUUAUUCUAAGCAGAACUAAGGAAGUCUGCUGUUGGAAAUACUCCUGCGUGCCUAAAAAGGAUGUGUGUGUUUUCAACAACCACGAAUACCAGGUUGGAGACCUGGUGCCCAUGAAGCCAUGUGAGAAGUGCAGUUGUAGUAACAAGGCCAAUGCCAAUAGCCCCCUGCACAUUAUAGACUGUGAGCCUAUACCCUGUGACGCCAACUGCCCUGUGGGUUAUGAGUACCAGAUCAGCGCUAACCAGUGCUGUGGGAAAUGUGUCCAAACUAGUUGCAUUGUCGUGCUGUUGAACGCCACAUACGCAUUAAAGCCUGGCUCCAUUUGGACUCCUGCUGGGAACCCCUGUGUGAAGUUUGAGUGUGUGAAGAUCGCUAAUCAGUUCAUCACCAUAGAAGCCAAGACAAUCUGUCCCCUCUACGACCCUAAUGCAUGCAUACCGGGAACAGAGACCAUAGCUCCAGAUGGAUGCUGCCAUGUCUGUAUUCCAAAGGGUGAGCCAUGCAGUGUGUCCACCACACCUGUGUACCUGGAGAGCCAGGGCUGCCAUGCCAAAGACCUGGUCAAUGUCACAUCCUGUAGUGGAGCAUGUGGCACCUUCACCUUCUACUCUACCAAAACAAGAUCCUUGCAGCACACCUGCUCCUGCUGCCAGGAGCUGGCUACAUCUGAGCGCCAGGUCCAGCUCUCCUGCCCUGACAACACAGAGAUCACUUACACCUACACCCACAUUGACAGCUGCGGGUGCCUCAAGACCGAGUGCUCUGUGCCUGGCCACAGGGAAUUGGCAACCACUCCCCCCAGCAUCAAGUCACGUCGACGCAGGAGAUAAGGCAAAAACCAGGACAAGCAUAUGCAUUGGCCACUUAUUUGAUUAGCAUUAAUUUAUAGGACCGUAAAUGAAGUUAUAUUUGAUUUAGCAUACAUAGUUCAUAAAUAGAGGAUUUAUGUAUCAGUGUACUUAGUUUUAGCUUGAUAAGAUUGUAAACCCACAAACAUCUCAUCAAUAAAGAUUAUACUGCAGCUGCAAUACUGU